AAGUCAACUUUGUUUUGACCUGGUGUCUUUGACUGUUUGUGUGCGUUGAAUGCGUCCGUGUUCUCUGUUUUCGAGAGAGACGUCGAUCUUUCCCAUCCUUGUUGUUUUGAUGGUCGUAGGGAAGAGUUUCUGUGAGUGCGUCAACUCAUCCAGAUUAGGAAAAACUUACAGCUAUCUCACCUAGCUACCUGCAGCUGGUAAAUCGUGGAGUGCUGACGCUCUGAAGUGACAAUGAGUAAAUUCAAGUCUUCCAAAUUCCGCAACACAUUGGCUAAAGCUGCUAAAAAGGAGCACAGCUACACUGGCCUGUCUAUUCCUAAUCUCAACUCCACAGCAGACCAUGUUGCCGCCAGUGCCAACUUCCUGGCAUGCAAUGCUAACACUGGAUCCGGUGGUAGUUUGGCUGUGAUUCGUCUCGACGAUUAUGCCAAGAAGGAUGCUUCUAUGCCUCUCCUUAACGCUCACAGUGGCUUUGUAUCUGAUUUUCAGUUCUCGCCAUUUGAUGAUUGUUUGAUGGCGACUGGUUCUGACGACUGUACGGUCAAGUUUUGGCGAAUUCCAGAGGAGGGCUUGAUGGAGAGUUUGUCAACGCCACUGGUGUCCGUUGCACUUGAACGCAAAGUGGAAUCAUUACGCUGGCACCCAGCAGCACAUAAUGUCCUUGCCACUUCCUCCAGCAAUGUCGUGAAGAUUUGGGAUGUGGAGAAUGGAGCAGAUAAAUAUGCUCUGGGCAGUCAUGGUGACUCAGUCACCAGCAUCUCAUGGAGAGAGAAUGGGCAAGUGCUGGCUUCUGCAUGCAAGGACAAGAAGCUGCGCAUUUUGGAUCCACGCACGUCCACUGUUGCUGCUGAAUGUAGUGGUCAUUCUGGUGUGAAAGAACCCCGUGUGCUAUGGCUAGGCGAUGGAGAACACAUUGUCAGCACUGGCUUCACUGCUAGUCGUGAACGAGAACUCUGCUUGAGAGACAUCAGGAACUUUGACAAGGUUGUUCAGCGCUGUCCUCUUGGUUCUUCAACUGGUAUCGUGCUUCCCUUUUAUGAUGCUGACACUGGAAUUCUCCUUCUUCUCGGAAAGGGAGAUUGCACGAUCAACUUUUUGGAGUUUGACAGCAAGAAUGCAAAGCUCACGGAAGGUCAAGGCUAUUCCUCUGCUCUGCCACAAAAGGGCGGUUGUCUGGUGCCCAAGCGUGCCCUCAAUGUUAUGUCGUGUGAAGUGGCGCGAUUGCUGCAGUUGCAGCAGAAUGCCGUACAGCCAGUCGGAUACUUUGUUCCUCGCAAGAGUUAUCUGGACUUUGCUGAUGACCUAUACCCUGACACUCUGGCUUCCAGCGCUGCCAUGACAGCAGAUGAGUGGUUUGACGGAGCCAAUGAGAAGGUUGAACGUGUUUCCUUGAAACCGGAGUCAUCCAGGGCAGCAUCUUCAUCCACAUCAGCUGGAGCAUCCACAUCAGCUGGAGCAUCUGCAAGUGCUGGUGCACACUCUCCUUCAAACGAGGACGAGCUGGAGAUUAUACAGUUGAAACCUUUCGCUGGCGUCAGGUCAUCCAAGGUUCGUCAUUGGAUGGGCACAACAUUGCCGAAGAGCACAUGGAUCGAUGGCCUGAAGCCAGUCUGUACCAGCAUUCCUGGUGACUCCGAUGGAAUAUCGGUUAGUCACAACCGUGCUCUCGUACCGUUGGCUGGAGUUGGUGGGCAUUUAGUGGUCGUACAGGUUGACAAGCCUGGCCGUCGCAAGACAACAGAGACAUCAAGCAUUCCAUACUUGGAGAACGGGUGUGCCAUUCAGGACUUCUGUUUUGACCCGUUUGAUGACAGCCGUGUGUUCAUUGCUGGUGAAGAUGGAAAAGUCAACAUUUUCAAAGUGCCAGCUGGUGGUUUGACCAGCACUAUCACACAGACUGAAGGAAGUUUGAGAGGUCACUAUGAGAAGGUGAACAUUCUGCUUCCGCAUCCAACUGCUGCUGGAGUUCUCACCACAGCAUCAUUUGACCUGGCUGUCAAAGUCUGGGAUGUUGGCAGUGAAUCGGAAAAGAUUGUUCUCGAAGGCCAUACUGAACAGGUGUUUGGCAUGGCGUGGAACACUGAUGGCAAACUGCUGGCCACACUCUGCAAGGAUCGCAAAAUUCGCAUCUAUGAACCCCGCUCGUCGACCAGUCCAAUUGAGGUUGGCAAUGGGCCCAAUGGCAGUCGUGGUGGGCGGAUAGUGUGGGUGGGCGACACACACCUGAUUGUGUCUGGCUUUGACAAGACUAGCCAACGCUCUAUCUCUCUGUAUGCACGCAAAGACCUCAGCAAACCAAUCAACACUAUCAUGCUCGAUGUGUCUCCUUCCAUCCUUUUCAUCCACUACGACUCUGAUAGACAGUUGCUCUUCUACUAUGGAAAGGGUGAUAGCUCAGUCAGUGCUCUGGAAGUCAGUCUCACUGAAUCGCCGUUCUUGUUUGCCACCACUUUAUUCAAAGGCAAUGGCUUGCAGCAGGCUAUUGGCUUCCAGCCAGCAAACAUGUGUGAUGUAAAGAAUGUUGAAAUUGCCACGGUCUUGCGUCUAUCCAACACUGGAUCACUGGAACCAGUCAAGUUCAAGAUUCCACGUACAAGGGUGGAGUACUUCCAAGAUGACAUUUUCCCACCAUGCCGAGUAACUUGGGAGUCUAGUUUGUCUGCUUCAGAGUGGUUCUCUGGCAAGAAUGUCUCUGCCAAAACAAUCAAUCUCCAACCAGCUGGAAUGAAGCCAUUGAGUGAAGCACCGGUUAUUGUGGUGACAAAGAAGAAGUAUGAAAGCUUCAAUCCCCGAGAGAAGACGGAUGACGAGAAGAAGGAAGAGCUUCUCACAGCCAUGGUAUCGAAGAUGGCCGAACCCGAUGAGCCACUUCCGCAGGAUGAAAUGGAAGGUGUUGAUGAUGAUGAAUGGGACUAGACAGGACUAAACAGGACUAUACCUACCCUAGGUAUGUAUGAAGAUGAACGUGGCUCAAAGAGAUACAGCAUUGCGGGCACGAGUGGUUUCGACGUUUAGGUUGUAUUUAUUCAAUUUUUUCUUAUUACAUUAUUUCCCCUUGUAAACAGACUUUUUUUUAAUUCCUGUUUAGCCCAUUCCUUCAAUGCGGUCGCUGUGGCUUAUAUCCAUAGCAUCAUUACACAAGAGCAGUAUUUGCAGUUUAUCAUAUUACAGUCGAAUACUCACUGGUGUGUGCAACGCUAUUUUCUCAGCUUUCCUUCAUACUCUUCUUCUCAUGUGUUGCCACUGCCUGAAGUUGAAAAGUGAAUGUUGUGUUGUGCAACAGAACUAAA
This is a messenger RNA of Sycon ciliatum, 3290 nucleotides long. RefSeq names its product coronin-7-like. The transcript is spliced from 28 exons. The coding region runs from base 232 to 2916 and encodes 894 amino acids. NCBI's taxonomy places the organism in Eukaryota, Metazoa, Porifera, Calcarea, Leucosolenida, Sycettidae. Gene Ontology annotation, molecular function: actin filament binding. The record is from RefSeq and is a predicted model, not a curated record. Gene Ontology annotation, biological process: actin filament organization.